Molecule: messenger RNA, 2114 nt
Organism: Salvelinus namaycush (lake trout)
Lineage: Eukaryota; Metazoa; Chordata; Actinopteri; Salmoniformes; Salmonidae
Product: E3 ubiquitin-protein ligase TRIM39-like
Exons: 10
Coding region: 1-1959 (652 amino acids)
Molecular function (GO): zinc ion binding; protein binding
Source: RefSeq, a predicted model, not a curated record
AUGAGUGUUAAAGAUCUGAAGCGCCCCACGUUCGCUGGUCCUAGAAAUGUGGCCUGUGACGUCUGCACUGGGACGAAGCAGAAGGCCCUGAAGUCCUGCCUGGUGUGUCUGACCUCCUACUGUGAGACUCACCUGGAGCCUCAUCAGAGAGUGGUGACUCUGAAGAGACACAAGCUGGUGGACCCCGUGAAGAACCUGGAGAACAGGAUUUGUAAGAAGCAUGAGAGGCUACUGGACAUGUUCUGUGUGAGUUCCCCAGGCAGGGGGGGCACCCUGUCGGAGGAGUCGUUCCAGUGUUCUAUCUGCCUGGAGGUCUUCGUGGAGCCCGUCUCUACCCCCUGCGGACACAGCUUCUGCAAGGCAUGUCUGCAGGGCUACUGGGACCACAGCAAGAAGUUCCUGUGCCCCAUGUGUAAGAAGAGCUACAGCCGGAGGCCGGAGCUCAGCAUCAACCGGGUCCUCGCCGAGAUCGCUGCCCACUUCCAGGGCCUCGAAGUAGGGGCUGUUUCACCAAACACGAAGGGGGGUGCGGUGGCUGGGAGUCCGGUGGCGGGUCACAGGGUUCAUGGAGAGUCACCAGCAGCUGCGGCGGAGGGUGGAGAGUUUGCCCGGGCAGGCGAGGUGCCGUGUGAUGCGUGCAUCGGGAGGAAGAUGAGGGCACUGAAGUCGUGUCUCAACUGUCCAGGGUCAUUCUGUGAGGCACAUCUCCGACAUCAUAAGAAGGUGAAGUCUCUGACGUUUCACCGCCUCGUGGAGCCUGUGCAUCAUCUGGAGGAGAAGAUCUGUAAGAAGCAUGAGCGCCUGCUGGAGGUCUACUGCCGCAACGACCACGGCUGUGUCUGUAUCUCCUGCGCCGAGGCCACCCACAAGACUCACGAGAUCGUCUCUGUUGACCGCGAGUGGAAGAAAAAGAUGAAUUAUUUGGGCAAGAGGAGGUCGGAGCUGAAAUACAUGAUCAAGGAGCGGACCAAGAAGCUGGAGGAGAUCAAACAGUCCAUACGGGUCAUCAAAAGCAGUGCUCAGAAGGAGUUGGAGGAGAGCUGGCAGGUGUACGCGGAGCUUCAGUGUCUAGUGGAGCAGAGCCAGGCUGAGCUGGUGGAGCUGAUCGCUACGAGGCAGCGCGAGGCUGAGAGGCAUGCCCAGGAGCUGGCCCGAGGACUGGAGAGCGACCUGAGUCAUCUCAGGAAGAGGAACGAAGAGUUGGAAGCCCUGGCACAGAACCAGGACAAAGUCAUCUUCCUCCAGAGACUGUCCGCCCUAGCGCUCCUCCCAGAGCCCAUUGAUUGGUCAGGAGUGAGUGUGAACACUGACCUGUACCUGGGUACCAUCCAAUCAUCCGUCAGUGCUCUCGUCGACAAGUUCCAGGAAGAAAUCAAGAGCCUGUAUGGAAAAGAGCUAAGGAAGCUGCAGAACUAUGCAAGUGAGGUGUUCUUGGACCCGGGCACAGCCCAGAGGAACCUGGUCCUGUCAGAGGACGGUCGCCAGGUGAUGUACGAGGAACGAAAGCACAACCAGUCAGAAGGCACUCGCCGCUUCAACCCCGCCCUCUUCGUGCUCGCAUGCGAGUGCCUCUCCUCGGGACGCCAUUACUGGGAGGUCGAUGUGGGCCGUAAGACCGCCUGGACUGUGGGCGUGGUGCGAGCAUCGGCCUGCCGGAAGGGAGAGAUCAAGCUGAGCCCCGAUGGAGGGUACUGGUGCCUGUGGCUGAAAAGUGGGGAGGUCAAGGCUCUGGCUUCCACCCGACUGGCCCUGCAGCUGGCCUCUCACCCCCAGAAGAUCGGGAUCUUCCUCGACUACGAAGGCGGCCAGGUGUCGUUCUACGACGUCAAGAAGCACACGCACCUCUUCACAUUUGAGGAUACCUUUAAUGAGAGUUUGUACCCCAUCUUCAGCCCCUGUCUCAAUCAAGAGGGAAAGAACGCGUCCCCCCUCAUCAUCAGUGCAGUGGAGCAUAGCUGAGAUGAGACAUGACAUGGGCUACAUGCCAAAUGCCACCCAAUUCCUAGAGCACACUAAUUUUGACACGAUCUAUAGUGCACUACUUUUGACACUAUGUAGGGAGUGCACUAACUUUGAACAGAGGCCCAUGCACUACCUUUUGACCAGGGACCAUA